AUGGCGCAACCAGGUGUGAUUGCAGAAAUUCGCGACCUCAAGCGCACCCUAGAGCAGACUCUAGCCAGAGUAAAUGCUCUGGAGAGUUCAAUUGGGUUGUCACAGACUAGGGUCAACUCGUUGCGCGCUCAUUACCAAGAAGACUCCGCUUGUUACGUCACGCACAUCGCAUUAUGGCGCGCCUAUGGCGAAGCCGCCGGACGUGACGAACAUGCUCAACUCCAGUCCAGCAAAGACUUCAUCACCAACGUCUCCACAACCUUUUCCAACGCGAUCGCCCCAGUAGUUCAAACAAGUACCAAAGAACAAGCAUAUAUUAUUCGUGGUAUUCGAUCAUGCGCUAUUCCCUAG
This is a messenger RNA of Mytilinidion resinicola, 351 nucleotides long. RefSeq lists its product as uncharacterized. NCBI's taxonomy places the organism in Eukaryota, Fungi, Ascomycota, Dothideomycetes, Mytilinidiales, Mytilinidiaceae. The record is from RefSeq and is a predicted model, not a curated record. The transcript has 2 exons. Gene Ontology annotation, biological process: regulation of DNA-templated transcription. The coding region runs from base 1 to 351 and encodes 116 amino acids. Gene Ontology annotation, molecular function: DNA binding.